Chara braunii is the source of this 2837-nucleotide messenger RNA. The record is from the annotation of a GenBank genome assembly. NCBI's taxonomy places the organism in Eukaryota, Viridiplantae, Streptophyta, Charophyceae, Charales, Characeae.
UGUCGUAGCGUUCCCGUGGGCUGCCCAACGGUCGGAAACAAGAAUUUUUUUAAGCGUCCACCCCCGGCCGGUGGCUGCAGCAAUUUCGUACGUUGGCGUCUUCCCUCGUGCAACGUGUGUCUCCGGUCGCCGCGAUCACGACAGCCAAGUGCGUCCCCUCUCCUUCAUGGCUGACCUGUGCCGCAGGCUGCCUUUGUUGCUGCUUGUCGCUGUGCUGCUGCUUGCCGUUGUCGUCUUUCAUAUCUGCAUCCUCGGUCGCGUCCCUGGGAGGAAACAAAGGCGGCGAACGACGAAGGCGACCGGGAAGAUGGAGAAGGUGCAGACGAAGAGGACGAUGUCCGUAGGGGCUGGCGGGUCGUCACGUCAGCGUUGCAGCUCUGCGGAAGGCGGCAGGCAGUCGUACGGCCCGACGCUGUACAGCCACCUGUCGUCCCACGAGAUUCCAUUGCCUCCGAGUGACGACGACAGCGACGACCCCCGAUCAUCAACGGUUCCUCUGGGCAGCGUGGGCACAACAGGUGUUCGCGCGUCCGGGACGAGGACAGGUGGAUCGACAACGGCAGCCGGCGCAGUCCACCGAGGACGGGAUGACGAUGACGGCUAUGCUGCGGAGGUCGUGGGGCGAGAGGUUUGGGAUGAUUACCGGCGACAAUCAUGUCAAUCUAGCACGUCCGCCAUAAUGAGAGGGGUGGCGAAGAUCAAUGUAGGGGCGGACGACACACCCGGCGAUUGCGACGGUGCGGGUGGUGAAGAUUGCUCGGCAGGCGACGGGGGCAAUGACAACGACAGGGACGACGACGGGGAAAUGGAGAUUCGUCCGGUGGGGAAGAAACGGGGAGGGCCUAGGGCGACGAGCAAGUCCAGCGAGCCGCGCACGGGGCGGAGAGGCAAGAAAAGUGCGGGAGAUGCGUCGGCAGGCGACGGAGCGAUAAGCAGGGAUUUUUGGACCGUGGAACACAUGAUUACUCUUGUCCGAGCUAAAAGAGACCAGGAUUUGCAUCUUGCUGGCCUCGGCCACAACAUGGGAAGGAUGAAGACGAAGACAUGGAAGUGGGCGGACAUCGAGAGCAGGCUCGUGCAGAUGGGGGUGACGAGUAGAAAGGUCGACGACUGCAGGAAAAAAUGGGACAACCUGUACAUGCAGUUCAAAAUUGUGCACAAGUUCAUGGGAGAAUCGGGGGAGACUGAUUUCUUCACACUGACGCCGCGGGAGAGAAAGGAGCGGGGGUUCGAUUUUCGGAUGGACGAGCGUGUGUAUUCGGAGAUGAAGGCCAUGUCCAGGGGCGAUCACACUAUACACCCCACGAAUCUGGCGGAUACGGGUGCGGCGGGAGGACGACCUGGAGGUUGGAACGAUUCAGGCAGUAGUGACAGAUGCGGGGAUGGGCAAGACGACGAUCAGGGAUCAAAGCGGAAUUCAAGUUUCAGCAGCGGCAGUGCGGGCGGGUGCGGCAAAAGGAAGAAUGUGAGACAACAGACCUUCGACACCAUUGCGGACGUCAUGAAGGAACACGGGAGUCUGAUGGCGACGACAGUGGACAACGCGAGCAAGAGGCAGUGCUCAAUUCUGACUAGGCAAUGCGACAUUCUCGAGCGAGAGCUAGAAGUGCAGAAGAAGCACUACGUGAAGCAAGAAGAAGUGCUGAUGGUGGACGCGCAAGGGACUUCAGCGGCGGCGCGAUUGGGUUUCGGGCGGGAUGGGGUGUCGAAGGAACAGCUGUCCGCUCUGAAGCAGAGCAUUGCUGUUGGUGCUGCCGGGGCAUCGCAAAGGACCCCGAAGGCGGCAGGGGUUGUCAUAACGGAGGUGCGUGUGCCGAGGCAACUUCCCGCGGCGGCGGGGCAGGGCCAGCCACGUCUGGCACUCCCCCUGCAACAAGUGGGGGCUUCAGGGGGAGGGAAAGCACAGUCCGCGCAAAAGGGGGAUGCAACGGCGAUCGACACUCGGAUGGCGGCGGCGGAUCACAGCUGUAGAAGCAGAGUYGCCGAARGUGCGACCGAGGAGAGGGUAGACRACGUCCGCYAUGACGAUGGAAGAAGAGACGGAAAGCGGGAGGGCGACGACGACGACGACCGUCCACCUUGUGACGAGGUUGAAGGGAGCCGCAAAGGAGGAUGGUCUGGAGGAGAGAUCGAAGUUGUGGAGUCGUACAUCAGCGUCAAUAUUGCUACGGACGUCGCACGAGCAGUUUGGCAGGGGCAGGAAUGGUCGAACGUGGUGUCCCCUGCACUCGUGUACCACACUCUGGCGAUGAAGAUGGUCGUGCCUCUGUGGUUCGCGGGGGUGAUUGUGGAUCGGCCCGAGGACGACGACAUGGCGGCGUGGCAGGAGGCAACAGUUCUUCGCGUCGUGGAGUGCUGGACAGAUGCACUAUGGUGUGGACAAUGGGCGGACGGCGGUCGCGUGAAACAGGAGAGGUUGUCUAGGCUUGCGGACUGUCUUCGAGCGCUGUUGAGCGCGUGCAUGUGGAUCAUGCGCAUGGGUGGUGACGACGACCGUUCGCACUACGAGGCGUGCCUUUACUCGUCCAUGGUCGCCAAACCGACAAUGAUAGCGGCGGGGUCGUACAUCUUCAACUGGCGGCGACACAUCGUCGACAGCGCGAACCUCGUCUUGGAUCGUAUAGGGAAGGCUCACCUCACGCUGGGAGAAUACCCGCAUUGCAUUCCGGAAUGGUGUGACUGUGGGUUGGUGUUCGGCCACAACGCGGCCCUGAAGAACACGGCGGAAGCCGCGAAACACGGAUGGAUCGGCAGCGGGCCCGCGGCGGAGGAAGAGGGAAACGAGGACGGUUGACACGUGGGUGCGUCUGUGACGCAGCGUUAGGGUGCGGAUCGUC